AUGACAAACUCGACGGGAACACUGGAUCUAAAGAGCUUUGCACAAUAUGGUUAGUACCUGAGUUUUCUGUGCUCAAUAUCUUCUCUGUUUCUGUCUUAAUCUCAAAAGCCUCCUAAAUUGUUUUAUGUUUCGACUUAUGAUCGAAUAAAUCAUUGUUGAGGUAUACUGACUAAAAGCACCUGUAGAUCAACUGGUUCAAGCAUGUCUUGGAACCGGAGCAAAAUGCAUCAUCGACAUCCACAACUACGCCCGCUUCAACAACAAGAUAAUAGGCCAGGGAGGCCCAAGCAACGAAGCAUUCGCAAACCUCUGGUCCCAAAUCGCCACAAAGGUACCAAAUUAUCCUCCCUCAUUCUUAAUUAUCAAAUAACCAUUCCCUAGUACGCAACCCAAGAAAAUAUAAUCUUCGGCAUCAUGAACGAACCCCACGACAUCCCCGACCUAAAUAUCUGGACAACAACAGUCCAAGCAGCCGUAACAGCGAUCCGCAAAGCAGGAGCAACCACCCAAAUGAUUCUAAUACCCGGAAACGACUUCUCCGGUGCGCAAACCUUUGUUAGUAAUGGCUCUGCAGGGAACUUGAGCACGUAG
Hymenoscyphus albidus is the source of this 591-nucleotide messenger RNA. Lineage: Eukaryota; Fungi; Ascomycota; Leotiomycetes; Helotiales; Helotiaceae. The record is from the annotation of a GenBank genome assembly.